UGAACGCAUUAGGUUCUGAGGUAUUUUGAGACAUAAGAAUGUUCAAAAAGCAUUGAGAGUCUAUUGGAAGAGUAUCAUGCCUCAUAAGUGUUGGCAAGUAUCUGUGAUGACAUUUAUAGACACUCUUAGAGGUAGUAUUAAAUUGGCUUAGUUACCUUAAAUUUCUAAAAUCUCCUAAAAAUAAUGGAAGGAUUAGUACUAAAUUGAAGACAAGAAAUGGUUCAUAAACCAGAAAAUAUAUCCCAAGACGCCAUGAAUACAGCGAAAAAGAUUAUGUACAAGCUUAUAGGUUAAAAAUUUAGAUAUUAAGUUCCUAAAAGAAAAUAGCAAUGUUCUUUGUAGGGGUGGGUGACUGAGGAGGUAAAGUUGUGUUGUCUGACUCAAAUCCUAAGUCUUUUCUCCUUCUUUCGAGUUUCUGAGCUUCUUCCUUGAGGUUUAUAGGUUCUAGAUCAAGAGAGUUCUCCAAGUUACAGAUAGUAACCAUCAUUUCAUGUGCCUUAUCCAUCUUUUCACAGAGGAGGCUUAGAGCUCCUUCUAAAAUUCAUAAAUAGUACCCUUCUCAUGACUGAUCCUUCAUUUUUCCACUCAUUAAAAAUUGUGGUAGAGCAAGGUGAGAGUAAAGAAGAUGAUUACUAGAUUGCGCAGAAAUAUAAGCAAAGAUACCAAUCAGAGUGUCAGCGCAAAUGGCAGUUUCAUCAUCGCCGCAGAUGAUUGCACCAUCUCUUUUGAUAGACUCUGCAACCCAUUUGAUCAUGUAUAUCUUCUCCAAUGGAGAUUUUCAAUAAUCCAGACUCGAUAAUUUGCUAGAAGCAUUUUCAUAUUUUAGCUGAAUGUAAUCAGCCUGAGAAGCCCUAUUAAAUUUGCUAGGUCUCUCUGUUAAAGUUGAAAGCUCUUCAUCUCUUGGAGUAUACCUUAUGCUUUCAAAAAGAGAGGUUUUCUCGAUCUGAACCCUACGAAAGCUUGAAUCAAUCUGACUAUAAAGUCUCUCUAUCAAGUCAAGUUUGUUUUCAGAUUGAUCAUCAUUUCUUUCAAUAAGCACUUUAGCAAGAACAUGUUCUUUCUCCAAAGUCAAAAGUCUUCAAAAUGUAAAAAGAAGUUGAUAAGUCUUGUCUCCCAUGUACUCAGACAUAAGAUAAUUAAGUAGUUCAUCCUUAAUCAGAAUGAAUGAGUAUUUGCUAAUGAGUCCAGAGUAAAAGAGUGGAACAGUAUCAAUAAUUAUAUUCAGUACACUUUUGAUCUCAAUGAAACUGUGCUCUAUCUGAGUUCGGAUUUCUUUAGAAAUCGUCAAGUCAUAAUUAGUAUUAUUAAUUUCAUCUUGCAUAUCUGAGACUUCGCCGUUUCAGAACUUAACAGUCUGAUCAUAAAUUUUAGUGAUUUGCUUAUUCUUCGUACAGAUUGAAUGAUAAUAGCAAGAAAAAAUGUCGAAGAAGUCCUUCAAAAGAUUAGCCACUCAGUGUGCUGGAUGCUUAAAUUGCUUCUUGAGUGUCUUAACCACAACAGAGCCUAGAGCUUCGUUUCUCUCCGUCUUGUUAGUAUCCAUCUCUAAGCUACUAGACUCGGAGCACUGGCUAAGGUAGAGAGAUAAAUUGUUCUUAAAGUCUUCCCUUUUCGUCUUCUUUUGCUUCUGUACAUUCUUCAUUGCUUUUAAAAACUUUUUCUUAAUAUCUUUAGACUGAAUAGUCUUGUUUUUACAGAGUUGCUGAAAUGCGAGGAUGGGUCUUUCUAGCCAUCACUCUCCAAAAGAUCAUUCCAUACUUGAUUGUUAAGU
Moneuplotes crassus is the source of this 1768-nucleotide messenger RNA. The record is from the annotation of a GenBank genome assembly. NCBI's taxonomy places the organism in Eukaryota, Ciliophora, Spirotrichea, Euplotida, Euplotidae.